Camelina sativa (false flax) is the source of this 756-nucleotide messenger RNA. Lineage: Eukaryota; Viridiplantae; Streptophyta; Magnoliopsida; Brassicales; Brassicaceae. The record is from RefSeq and is a predicted model, not a curated record.
AUGUUCACUUCGACAAAUCAAGCUCCGGAGGAUGUAGCAAUCGUCGAGCCACCUCCAGAGAUCAGAAGCUCGGUUGAGAAAACUGCACUUUUGGUUUCCUGGACAGUGGCGGAGAUGGAGAGGAGGAUCAUGGCCAUUAGUAAGGAUACUGAAGAUUUCAACUUUCUGAGGAAUCAAGAUAUAGAUGGGUGCCUCCGACCUGAUCCUUUAGCUAAGUUAAAAGGUGAUGCACAACCUCGUCCUCCAGCUACUCUCCCUGAAGGAUUCAGUACUCGAAAGGAGCUUUGUACUGUUAACCUCACAGCCGAGUAUGUGGCACGGUAUGGAGUGGAUUUUUGGUUACAUUUGUAUAGGAAAGAGCAUAUGAACCCUCAAUUUGAGUUUCUGACGCCAGCUGAUAGCAAGUUCGAGUAUUUCGAUCAGGUUGCUGUUUUGAAGUCGGAAGUAAUAAAGCGUUCUGAAAAGCUGACUAGUGAUCGUAUGGAGAUUGUUAUCGAGGGUUUUUUCUAUAAUCUUCAUCGUUUAGAGGAAUUGCGGAUUCAGAAGGAGGGAAUGGAAAAAGCUCCGGGUAAGAUUAAUUUGUCUGCUUCUUCUGUUGGUGGUGGUGAUGGUCGUUUUGCUCACAUCAAGGACGAAGAUUUGCCACUACUUAAACACCCUUUGACGAGGAAGAACUUUCUAUCAGAAAGGCAGCCUGCUAUGCUUCCACUGGGAUCUCAGCUUGCUCUUCUUCAAGCUCAGCAGGAGAAAUCCUAA